AUGACUGACUAUCGACUCCCGAUGCAUCAUCAGCCGCCGCCGGCUCGCAAACCAGUUGCCGGAAUGCAUUCCGGCUUUCCCUACCAGGCCUAUGACGGGCCUCACCACCAGCAGCUUUCUCCCCAUCCAUCGGCCGCCUCCCUUGCGCACAACCGCCGGCGAACCUCUUCCUCCCAUGUGUUACCCUACAUGGCACAACAGCAGCAGGCAUACUCUGCGGGACCCUCACCACAUCAUACGAUGACCGGUCCACCCAAUUACCCCCCUUCCAGGCGUUUAUCGAGUGCGACCACAUCUACGACCUCCACCGGCAAUGUUAACUACGGCGGUAACCCACAGGCAGAUAUUCGCCGCAGCACUUCGUCCCGCUCCGCCAAUGCUCAGCUGGGUUAUGUGGCUCUGAUGCGGAGACAAAAGGCAACAGUAUGGUGUGACCGAGCACAACCCGAGGAUCCUCGGAUACGGGCGCAAAAGCUGGUCGAUAAGAAGCGGGCGUACCUGGAAGUCCACGGCGCAGGCGCCGGGCGCACAGGUACCCUUGGAAGCGGCAAGAACAAGCACGGCGGCAAGGGAACCACUGAUUUCUCCCCCUCGACGCUCGUCGGUGCUACUGUCCCGGUUCGGCUCAGUGCGAACGAGGUCGGUGAUGCAGACGAGGAUGCACACAGUGACCGAGGCUUCCCUUAUCGCCGGACCGGUAGCGGUCGCAGUUCUCUGGGUAGCAAUUCUCGCUAUCCCAGUGGCUACCAACGUACUCCGCAGAGCACGAUGGGGAGCACCAGUACGCCUCCUAAUGAGAAGACCGACCUCCCUGAUGUCUCCGAGCACCCACCAGCGGAAAGCCACGAAGCCGAGCAGGACCACGCCUCCAUUAAGGAUGAUGCUGCUACUACAAACAGUUUCGGUAGUGAGCACGAAGAGUACUUUGGCACCGUGAGUGACAUGGCCGCACCAAGUGCGGCUUCUGCGGCGAUCGACAAGGCGAAGAAGGCGGAUGAACUGCGGCGCCGAGGCAGUGUAGAUGAUCGAACGACGUCCAUGACCAAUGUCCGGCUUUUCGUGGCGAACCCCGAUCUGAGUGACUAG
Aspergillus vadensis CBS 113365 is the source of this 1086-nucleotide messenger RNA. RefSeq lists its product as uncharacterized. Lineage: Eukaryota; Fungi; Ascomycota; Eurotiomycetes; Eurotiales; Aspergillaceae. Bases 1 to 1086 code for a protein of 361 amino acids. The transcript has a single exon. The record is from RefSeq and is a predicted model, not a curated record.